Pistacia vera is the source of this 1908-nucleotide messenger RNA. RefSeq names its product receptor-like protein EIX2. Gene Ontology annotation, molecular function: protein binding. The transcript has a single exon. NCBI's taxonomy places the organism in Eukaryota, Viridiplantae, Streptophyta, Magnoliopsida, Sapindales, Anacardiaceae. The coding region runs from base 1 to 1908 and encodes 635 amino acids. The record is from RefSeq and is a predicted model, not a curated record.
AUGAGUAUUGUUGUUCUUUUUCUUGAGUUACUAGCCUUAGCAACCAUCAACAUUUGCUUCUGCAACAGAAACACCCACUUGAAUUGCAUUGCAAGUGAGAGAGAAGCACUUUUAAGGUUCAAGCAUGAUCUCAAAGAUCCAUCAAACCGGCUUGCCUCUUGGAAAGGUGAUGGAGAUUGUUGUUCAUGGGCUGGUGUUGUCUGUGACAACUUGACAGGUCGUGUUCUCCAGCUCCACCUUCAAAAUCCAUGGGAUCCUUACAAUUAUACUGACAUUGGUUUUUGGAAUGAUGUUGAGUAUGAUUCUGUGCAUGAAGCUUAUGAAAAGUCAAUGUUGGGUGGUAAGAUUAAUCCCUUUUUGCUUGAUUUGAAAGAUUUGAUUUACUUGAACUUAAGCAACAAUGAUUUUGAAGGAAUUCAGAUUCCUAGAUUUCUUGGUUCUAUGGGAAAGUUAAGAUAUCUUGAUCUUUCUGAAGCUGGAUUUUCAGGAAUGAUUCCUCAUCAAUUGGGAAAUCUCUCUUACCUGAAAUAUCUUGACCUUGGUUGCAAUGUUUAUUCGAAUUUGUAUGCUGAGAACACUUUUUGGUUAUCUGGCCUUUCUUUGUUGGAACACCUUGAUUUGAGUGGUGUGGACCUUAGCACAUCCUCUGAGCAGCUGCAAGCCAUAAAUAAUCUCUCUGUUUUAAAAGUGUUGAAAUUGUCAUUUUGUCAGCUUUCUAACUUUCCUCCACUACCCAUUGCAAACUUUUCGUCUCUUACUGUCCUGGAUCUUUCUGGUAACCAAUUAGGUGACACAAUUCCUAGUUGGAUGUUUGGUCUUAAUGAUUUAGUCUUUCUUUCACUAUUUGAAAAUAAUUUUCGAGGUCCUAUUCCUGAUGGACUUCAAAACUUGACUUCUCUAAGGCACUUUGAUUUAUCUGACAAUGAUUUCAACUCUGCAUUUCCCAAUUGGUUGUCCAAAUUUAGCCUCCUUGAGGACCUAGCUUUGUCAGGAAAUAAAAUUGAAGGGAGACUUCCAAGAUCAUUUGGAAAACUUUGCAACUUGAAAUCAAUCUGUCUAUUCGGUGUGAAAUUAAAUCAAAGUAUAUCUGAAGUCCUUGAUAUCUUCUCAGGAUGUAUAUCAGAGGGGCUACAGGUUUUAGAUUUGGAAAGAUCUCAACUUUUUGGUCAUUUGACGGAUAAACUUGGGAAACUUAAGAAUCUAUCCUAUCUUGACCUACACAACAACUCUAUUCUUGGUUCUAUUCCAUUCUCUAUGGGAAAACUUUUGUCAUUAGAAUUUUUAGAUCUUUCCUAUAACAAAUUGGAUAGAAGUAUUUCUGAAAUUCAUUUUGCAAAUCUCACCAAACUGCUUCAGUUUUUUGCAUCUCAUAACUCAAUAACAUUAACAUUUAGUCCUGAUUGGCUUCCUCCUUUUCAACUUGAGGUUUUAAGCUUGGAUUCUUGUCUUUUAGGGCCUAAAUUUCCAUCAUGGCUUCAUUCACAAAAGAAUUUAGAAAUGUUGGAAAUAUCAAACUCAACAAUUGUAGAUACCAUUUCUAAUAGGUUUUUAAAUUCUUUUCCCCGUAUUACUUUUUUAAACCUCUCCCACAACCGAAUCCAUGGAGAACUUCCAAAUUUAGUUAAUGUUGCAACUCUUAGAUCACUUUUCUUGAAUUCAAAUAAUCUGUCAGGUCCUUUGCCCCUUUUAUCCUCCAAGUUGAUUGACCUAGAUCUUUCCAAUAACAGCUUUUCAGGAUCCAUUUCCCAAUUCUUAUGCCAUGGUAAAAAUGAGUUAAAGUACAUGGAACUUCUCUACCUCAAAGAUAAUGUUUUAUCUGGUGAAUUACCAAAUUGUUGGGUGAAUUACGGUGAAUUGAGUUACCUAAACUUAGGUAAUAAUAAUUUUACUGGUCACCUGGAAAGUUGA